AUGAAAUAUUUUUUAAAAUUUUUUUUACUCGAAUUAAUUUUUAUUACAUUAUUAAUAUCUUCAAUUAUAUCUAAAGAACCAACUCUAGAAGAAUUUGCGGAUCUUACUGCUUUAACCUAUUACACAGCUGAUUUAAAGAGAGUUUAUGUAUGCAACGAUUAUUUAUUUUACAAUGAAACAAAAGCAUUAUUUUAUCAAGAUAAAAUAUACGACGAUUAUAAAAAAAUUAAGAGCAAAUCUACACCAGAUGGAGGAUAUAAAAAUAAAUUGAAAAAAUUGAAAAAUAAAUAUAUAAUUGGAGAAAGAAGAGCAGGACAUUUUUAUGAAAUAAAUCCUUUUGUAGAAAAAUUUGGAGAAAAAGUAUGGGGUGAUUGUCGCUCUUGUUAUCAUGAAAUUUUUACUACAAUUUUUAGAAAGAGAGUGUUGGAAGAAAUAAACUAUUAUAGAAAACUACAUGGUGUACCUAAAGUUUCUUAUCAUUCAAAAUAUAAUAACUAUGCUAAAGAUGAAGUUAAAAAGUUUUUAAAGACUGGUAAAAGUUCUAGCUGUGAUAAACAAACUAAAUUUAAGUGCGUUUAUAUGGCACUGCCAGAUUCUCAAGCUCAUUUAGUUAUCAGUACAUUAUAUGAAAAAUUAUUAGCUCUUUAUGAUUGGGAAAAGAAUGUUUAUAAAUCAAAAUUAGAUCCAGCAAUACAAUUAAUUUGGAAAAAAGUAAAAUAUAUUGGAAUUGGUUUAGCUCAAAAACAAUACCAUCUUCAUAUGUUUUUAACAUUUUCAUCUAAAGUUAAAAAUGAUAAAGACUACAAAAAAAAUGUUCGUCCAAUCAUGAGAAAAUAUAUAAAACUGUAUGGAAAAUUACCUAAAAAAAUGAUAAAAUUGUUAGAUAUUUAA
Messenger RNA from Strongyloides ratti, 891 nucleotides. Its product is annotated as CAP domain-containing protein. Lineage: Eukaryota; Metazoa; Nematoda; Chromadorea; Rhabditida; Strongyloididae. The record is from RefSeq and is a predicted model, not a curated record. The transcript has 3 exons. The coding region runs from base 1 to 891 and encodes 296 amino acids.